Messenger RNA from Aspergillus pseudonomiae, 461 nucleotides. RefSeq lists its product as uncharacterized. Lineage: Eukaryota; Fungi; Ascomycota; Eurotiomycetes; Eurotiales; Aspergillaceae. The record is from RefSeq and is a predicted model, not a curated record. The transcript has 2 exons. Bases 132 to 374 code for a protein of 80 amino acids.
UUUGUUCUAUAGCUCCUUGGCUCGCCAAAAGUGUCCCUUGUCAUAACGGCCACGGCAACCUCGUGUAUAGGAGUUCUCCUGAGCAGAACUCAUACUUCAUCUGCAUGCACGAAUGAAUCCGGAGGCCGCCGAUGCAACAUCAUCUCUACUGCAUUCACUUGUGGGUGUGGAAAAUCAAAAUAUCGAUGUCUGACAUGGUGACUAUAUCCUGGUACUUCAUCCCUGUUAAAAAAAAGCAACGAGGCAUUUCCAUGCAUCAAGGAGACGAGUCAAUGCUCGUGGAGAAGGCGGAUGUGGCGGAACUGGGGAAAGUGGAUCGCUUAUAUACAGCUGCGCGGUCAAAUACGCAAUCCUUUUCCUAUCUUUGGCAAUAAGGUAGUGUUAUCAGAAUCCCAUCGGCAAUUGAUAAGUCUACUACGGUCAUGGUUGGACAUGUUAGACGCUGUCAGACGCUGUUGGAC